Staurois parvus is the source of this 453-nucleotide messenger RNA. Lineage: Eukaryota; Metazoa; Chordata; Amphibia; Anura; Ranidae. The record is from the annotation of a GenBank genome assembly.
AUGGGCCCCUAUAUACCGCCUCCUCAUGCUGCUGCCAGGCCCCUAAUCUGCCAUAGGCCCCCUAUAUACCGCCUCCUCAUGCUGCUGCCAGGUCCAGAGUCUGUCAUGGGUCCCUGUACGGCCUCCCAUUGCUGCUGUCUCCAUCGCCACACUCUGCCAUGUGCCACUUUCAGGUCUCCUCACACACUGCUGGUGUGUUGAAUUUUUUGACAUAGGGUGCUGGCAGAUUACGGGCCUCCCAUAGCUGCUGCCAGGCCCCUAAUCUGCCAUGGGCCCCUAUACCACCGCCUCCUCAUGCUGCUGCCAGGUCCAGAGUGUCUCAUGCCACACUGUGCCCUUUCAGGUCCCUCACACACUGCUGGUGUGUUGCCAUGUUUUUCAGACAUACUGCUGUGUAGAAUUUUGGCCUCCCAUGCUGGCAGAUUACGGGCCUCCCAUAGCUGCUGCCAGGCC